This is a messenger RNA of Amphiprion ocellaris (clown anemonefish), 3143 nucleotides long. RefSeq names its product Rho guanine nucleotide exchange factor (GEF) 16 (gene arhgef16). The transcript is spliced from 15 exons. Gene Ontology annotation, molecular function: protein binding; guanyl-nucleotide exchange factor activity. The coding region runs from base 337 to 2427 and encodes 696 amino acids. NCBI's taxonomy places the organism in Eukaryota, Metazoa, Chordata, Actinopteri, Pomacentridae. Gene Ontology annotation, biological process: activation of GTPase activity. The record is from RefSeq and is a predicted model, not a curated record.
UAAACGUGACACCACCUCCCUACGAGAAGCUGCUUCUUUAACUGUCAGGUUAAACGAUCACUUAUCGAUGACUGACUGACGCUCGAUCACCUGUAGUGACGUAGGCAGCUCGGUUUUAAUGGGUGCUGAGGAGGAAGUGGGCGAGUGAAGGAGAAAUAUGUGACAGGAGCAGCGGAGGACUACAGCUGCUGCUCUCUACAGAACCAGCAGAACCAGCAGAACCAGCAGAACCGAGCCCCGGUACCAGAGAGAGCCCCAACCUGCUGCUGCUGGAGACUCACCUGGACAGUUCCUUCGAUGCUGUAGGUGCUGAGGAGACCCCCACAGGAGGACACCAUGUCGGCCGGCCGAGCCAAUCUAAUCCUGGAGAGUCACUUCUCCACAGAACUCCACAUAUCUGAGCCGGGGGAUGAAGACUACCAACCCCAGAGCCCACCCACACCCCAGCUUGACACAUCUCCACCACUGGAGGAUGCAGUGGACAGCAUGGUGGUGCCCCAGCAGGUGGUUCUGAGCACCCAGAGUCCAGCGGCCAUGAAGCUCGGCUCUCACCAGCUCAUCCCCAAGAACUUAGCAGCGUCCAGCCGGCCCAAGAACCGACACCACACCACGGUGGUGACGUUCCCGCUGGGGCUGGAGCACUCCAGCAGCGGGAGCCGAGGCCGGACCCGGCACUCCACGCAGGGCCCGGAUCUGUCCUGGGAGGACUACGACAGCGACGGAGACGGCUUCGCUUUGAGGAGGAACCGCAGGAACAAGUCGUACAGAGCCGCGGUGACCAGCCUGGAUAUCGAAGCCAUGACCGAAGGACCGGGACCCAAAUCCACUCUGAAACCUGUCAGAGAGGACAGAGCUCCCAGUCCUGGUCCAGCUCGCAGCCCAGGACGCAAGAGAACCUUGGGCAGAAAGAGGAACCAAAACCAACGUGGAUCGUUCAAAGAUGCCACGCCACGCCUCUACCAGGACGUCCGUGAACGAGGGCUGCAGUCCACCAACCAGGACGAGCUGCUGGAUGACUUCGUGGUGGUGGAGCCCCCCGUGGAGGACCAGGGCAUCGUGGUGAAGAGCUACCGGCCAGCACAGCUCACCUGGAGCCAGCUGCCACAGGUGAAGGACACGGGGAUUCUGACAAUGAUCACACCUCAGGAGAGGAAGAGACAAGAGGCCAUUUUUGAGAUCAUCACCUCGGAGCAUUCGUACCUUCACAGCCUGGGCAUCCUGGUGCGUCACUUCGAGAAGAGCGACGUGUUGAGGAAAACCAUGACGACCACAGAGCACCAUCACCUCUUCUCCAACAUCUCCGUCAUCCACGACGUCAGCAAACGAUUUUUUGAGGACCUUGAACGGCGUCACUCUGACAACCCACUGAUCCGGGACAUCAGCGACAUCGUCCAGAUCCACGCCGCCCGCCACUUCGAGCCCUACAUCGUCUACUGCUCCAACGAGACCUUCCAGCAGAGGACGCUGCAGAAGCUGCUGACCAGUAACACGGCAUUCAAAGAGGCCCUGAAGCAAAUUGAAGGCAGCAGUGAAUGCGGAGGUCUCCCCAUGAUCUCCUUCCUCAUCCUUCCCAUGCAGCGAGUCACCAGACUACCACUUCUGCUGGACACAAUCUGCCAGAAAACUCCACAGGACAAGGCGGAGCACUUCGCUGCAGUUUGGGCACUGCAAGCCAUCAGCAAGUUAGUCUCCAGCUGCAAUGAUGGAGCCAGGCGGAUGGAGAGGACAGAGCAGAUGUACACUAUUCAGAAACAAAUGGAUUUUGGUAAAAUCAAGCCUUUUCCGCUGGUGUCGUCCUCACGGUGGCUGAAGAAGCAUGGAGAGCUCGCUAUCGCCGCUGAAGAGCUCAGCAUCUGGAGGGCUUUCACCAACCGAAGCUACUACCUGUAUCUCUUCAAUGAUGUGCUGAUCGUGACCAGGAAGAAGAGUGAAGAGAGCUUCGUGGUGCUGGACUACGCCACUGUGGAGAACGUGAAGGUGGAGGUCGGGGAGACUCCAGAAGGAAAGAUGUCUCCACCGGCCAAGAACAGCACCAAUUAUCUGUCCUUUAAACUGGUGAUGAGCAAGAACAGUGAAGGGAGACCAGAGCAGAUCUCCCUGGUGGCCGAGUCCAGGGUGGACCGAGCUCGCUGGAUAGUCGCUCUUACAGAACACAAGCAGGCAGGCAUCCCCACCUGCACAGAAGGACUGCCACAGUACGAGGCCACCAAAGCCUACAUGCCGAAGGAUCCAGACGAACUGGGUCUGCAACAGGCCGAGCUCGUCAUCGUCCUGCAGAAAGAGGAAGCAUGGUGCUACGGGGAGAGGAUGCGGGACGGAGAGAGAGGCUGGUUUCCUGCCAGCUGUGCCACAGAGAUCACCAACCCCACCGCCAUGGAGAGCAAUGUACAGCGAAUGAAACGCUUACGCAAAGAGACCAAUGUUUGAGUGACUCUGGGCGGGAAUCCUGUUCUAGCAGGAUGUACGGGGGUGGACGAAAUAAUAGGAACACCUUCAGGAACAUUAGUGAUGCACAAUGUUCAGCUUUUGUUGAGACUGCAUUGAUGGUGAAUCAUGCCGAACACUAGGAAACUAAUUACUGGAACAGUGAGCCACGUGUACAUCACGGACAGACUGGGAGACGUUUAGCAGGCAGAAAAAUCAUCUUAAAGUGGUCCAACAUGAAUCCAGAGUAAUCGUGAGCUUCCUGGUUCUAGUCAGCAUCAGUGUUAUCUAUUGCUGUCCACACCACUUCACCACUCCAUCUCAUUAAACGAAUAAUGUCAUUUUAAUAUACUUGCUGUAGUGAAAAUUAAUCAGUAAAUUGUUUGCACACACUCUAGGAUGAGACAUUUCUUGCCUGCACUUUGUCUCAAUAAGAAGUCAAUAUGAGUAACUUGAUCUAUAUCCUGGUUACAUUAUUUUGUAAAAUAUAUUGUGUUUGUGUCAGAGUUGUUGUGUUGGGUUUCUGUAUUAUCCUGGUGUGACAUUUGCCAACUUCAAUGCAGUUUAUGAUACGCUGUUGCAUUGUUGAAUUUGGUUAAUGGUCUAAAUAUAUGGAAUGAAAACAUUCCAGCUGAACUGUCUGUUGAGUGAGUUCUGUGGUUUUUUGUUGUUCAUAGCCUGUAUACUUGAAAAAAAAAUAAAGCCACCACGACAAAGUU